GCUUUGGUUGGUUCGCACGGCGCAUGCUGGCGAGUGCAGUGUCCGAGCUGUGUUCGCACUGCUGCGUUCUCGACGCCGGCAUUGGCAUCUUGGCUUGAUGUUGGAAGUGCGUCUCGCUUGCGUCGCUGAAGUAGGAGAUUGGGUUUUGGUAAAAAGGGGCGAUAAGGCUGCUGCCCCGGCUUCCCCCGGACACCAAUCAAUCCCAGAAAGAUCACCAAGGAAUGUCCCGGUCAUAGUGACUGACUGCCUUAUCGGUGGUCGUGUGGUCCCAUUCUGUCUUCAGUAACACACGCCUAGCCUGACAACGAAUCCCUAGCGAGGCACAAUGACUACAUAUACGGACCCGUUCUCGCAACAUGGAAGCACGCGAUCAGUCGAACACUUUUGACCUACACCUCAAUCGCACAGCUUUCCCAAAUCACCCAACAUGGGAGUCAAGGAGAUUUUUACACAGUCAACGCUGGCCAAAUAUGGCAAAGCCAUCAGCGCCACCCCUCGCGAGGUCAUCUUCAAUCACAACCUAAUACUCUCGGCUGCUCUUUAUGCUAUGGCCGGUAUUCCACUCUGCUGGGAUCAAGGGUCGACUUCUACAAUUCCCUCUUUACCUGGAUUUCAGCACUUUUUCGGCCUCACUUCGAGCGCAAAGGAGAUCAAAAACUUUGUAUCUCUUGUUUAUAUUGGCUGCGGCGUGGGCGCGGGAUUGAGCUUCUUCAUCAACGACAAGAUUGGACGACUAUGGUCACUUCGUCUAUAUAUGGCCAUCUGGAUCCUUGGUCAGCUCAUCGCGACAGCCGCUCCGAACCUGGCGUGUCUCUAUGCUUCUCGAAUCAUCUCGGGCUUUGGCAUCGGUCCUCUGACAGUCAUUGGACCAGUGGCUCUUGCAGAGAUCGCUCCAACGGAGAUUCGUGGACUGAUUACUGCCUGGUUCACCAUUGUCCUCCUCAUGGCAUUGUUUGUCGCAGCUUUCACAGUCUUUGGCGCCUACACCAACAUGGCAGCUACAAGGCUACAGUAUCAGGUUGUCUGGUUCUCCCCUUGCAUUUUCUUGUGUUUCUGUAUCGCGGGCAGCUUCUUCGUCUGCGAAUCACCCAGGUGGCUAUUCCUCCGCAGGCGUCACGACGAGGGAAUUAAGAUGCUCACCAAGCUUCGAGGCCUACCUGCCGACCAUCCUCGGGUAGCGAUCGAGAUCCGAGACAUCGAAGAGUCUAUCUCGCAUGAAAUGGCAGAUUUUGAACCAGGCCCAGGUGGUCAUAAGCCUUUCGCUCGUUUGACUGGACUGCUGAGAGAGACCUUCCUGGUUCCGGCCAAUCUGCGACGUGUUCAACAAGCAAUGGUUUCCUAUGCGCUUGCUCAACUUUCAGGAGCCAACGCCGUCACGUCUUACUUUAUACCUAUUCUCAAGAUCAUCGGCAUUGCCUCCAGCAAGAACGCCUCACACAGCUUGUUUUUGAGCUGCAUGUACAGUAUGGCGAAGUUCUUCUUCACCGUAAUUGCAUCCUUCUUCUUCAUCGAUGCAUUGGGCCGACGCAAGUCACUAUUUGUCGGUAUUAUCAUACAAAUGUGCUCUGAUAUAUACAUUGGUGUAUAUAUCAAAUACAACCAAGCGGGUCAUGUCAGCAAUGCUGCGUCGCAAGCAGCCAUUGCAGCCAUUUUCCUUCAUGGUUUUGGAUACGCAGUUGGGCUCUUGAUCCUCCCAUACGUUUUUGGAGGGGAAAUCUGGCCAAAUCGAAUCCGAUCUUUUGGUGCUGCUAUUACUCAAUGUUUCCACUGGCUGUUUUAUUAUGGUGUCAGCGCUGGGUUUCCCUCGAUCUUAUCAUCAAUGGACAAUUGGGGAGCUUUCCUCUUCUUCGCAGGAUGGUGCUUUAUUGCACUGAUCUAUGUCUUCCUUAUGGUGCCGGAAAUCAGCGGUUUGAGCGUGGAAGAGAUUGACGACCUUUUUAAAGGACCAUGGUUCAACGCCUACCGGCGGUCUAAGACGCCGACAAUAAUCGCAAGCAGUGACUGUGAAGACAGUAUUGUCGAGCAAUCCAUGUGAGCGACCUGCUGCCCUCUUUCUGAUUCCUGAGACUGACAUAUUUCUGGUCAGGACAAAGCAUACUGACAACGGCAAGGAUGUGACGGAAGUCAAGGCCUGAAAAUCUCUCAAUGAUCAAGAAAGACAUAGGGAGAGCCAUUGUAUUUAAUCGGCGGACCUCUCCGGUCUCCUGAAGUGUGGAAAACAUUGACCUCUCAAGCGGGGUGUGGCUCGGAUUGUGGAUGUGUGGCGUGUCUUUCAUUGUAUUCCUUCGCAUCAUGUAUAUACUGAGUUCACUACAUGACAGACAAAACAAGACGAUCAUCUAUGCAACCAAUGUUUGACGUGGCAC
Messenger RNA from Exophiala viscosa, 2366 nucleotides. Its product is annotated as putative sugar transporter. NCBI's taxonomy places the organism in Eukaryota, Fungi, Ascomycota, Eurotiomycetes, Chaetothyriales, Herpotrichiellaceae. The record is from RefSeq and is a predicted model, not a curated record. Gene Ontology annotation, molecular function: carbohydrate:proton symporter activity. Gene Ontology annotation, biological process: carbohydrate transport; transmembrane transport. Bases 428 to 2035 code for a protein of 535 amino acids. Gene Ontology annotation, cellular component: membrane. The transcript is spliced from 3 exons.